Messenger RNA from Caenorhabditis angaria, 2974 nucleotides. The record is from the annotation of a GenBank genome assembly. NCBI's taxonomy places the organism in Eukaryota, Metazoa, Nematoda, Chromadorea, Rhabditida, Rhabditidae.
AUGAGUGAAUAUAAACCCGCGGAUUUUUCACUCGUCACAGCCGAGCACGCGUUAUCCGCCCAACCUGGAAUGUAUCAAACAGCCUGUUCAAUUAUGGAUUGUGACACUCAAACAAUGGCCGAUGUUUUAUCGGAAAAUAAUCAGAUAUCUGCAGUUGAUGAUGUUUUUUCGCCAAUCAAAUCGCUUGGUGUUGGUGUAGGAGUUGGUGUGACUAAUAAUUCGGUGAAUAAUAGUUUUGUUCAAUCAACUGGUUAUAAUCCAGGCAAUGUUUAUUAUAAAGAUUAUGCAACCACACCAACUAGUAAGUUUUUUUUUCUUUUUUGAUUUUUUUCUUGGCCCUUUUUUCAAGUUAAUUGAAAACGUAAACUCACUCACUCACUCUAAAACAGGAAAUUGAAAACGAGUAUGUUUUUGCAGGCUAUAACAUGUUUCUCAAUUAUCCAUCUUAUUCUCUACCCACCUCCACAACUUCUGAUGCUACUUUUGGAGCAUCUACAGCUGGUAUGGUUGACACUUCAGUCUUCGGUGCAUCGGCGGCACAAAACACAUCGUAUUUCUACCCGGGAUAUGGAGGUUAUGAUCCUUUAAAUGGAAGUGCAACAACAACAGCAUCACUUAUUCCAAGAUCGACUGCAACAAAUAAUAAUGGAUUGACACCGACUGCAGUGAUUGCUGGAUGUUCGAGUUCUGGGUCGAGUUCGGCGUCGAGCUCAUCUGCCAAUUCAACAUCUACUCCGAGAAAUUCUGGAUCAAAUGGAAUGGGUGGCGGGAAAAUGCGAUCGAUUAGCAAUAAUAGUUGUGAGUUUUGAAAAAUAGUUGAAUCUAUUUGGGGCUACUUUGGGAAUGUUAGAUAAGGCUUACGAGUUUUUUUUAGUAUAGACAGUUUUGAACCAAAAAAAGUUAUUCUACAAAAGUUAUUUCUCAAAUUUUCAACUGUUUUGAGCUAAACUGGAACCUAAGAUUUUCAAAUCUGCAUGUUUUUUUCUGAAAAUCAGAGCCUAUGAAAAUUUUGUGAAGCUUCCGAUUUUUUAAAUUAAUUUAGAGUUUUAGAAAGUUUUUUUUUGGAAAAUCGAAACCAUUUCCCAAUAAUUCCAUAUUUUCAGUUCCUCUGAACACCGAAGGCCGAGAGUGUGUAAAUUGCGGAGUUCAAAACACGCCACUUUGGAGGCGAGAUGGCGGCGGACAUUAUCUUUGCAAUGCCUGUGGAUUAUAUCACAAAAUGAACGGACAAAAUCGGCCGUUGGUGAAGCCGAAAAAGCGACAGGUUAGUUUUCAAAAAAUCGCUCUUCCUUUUUAAAGGGAUGUGACCUUUCUGAUAAAAUCAAAAGUUAGUGAAGGGAACUGGGAAGAGGAGUGAAAUGAGGGAGAAGAUUGAUCAAGUUGUCGGCGGUGGCUCUUGCGCAAUGCAUACACAUGACAUUGGCCAUUGACAAAUUGCAUUAAAUAUGGGAGGGGUACUGUAGGUAGAAAUGGUCCACUGUUUAUUGAUUAGCAAAAAAGUGACUUUAUUCUUGGAGUAAAACUCUUGAUUUAUUUUUUAUUUCCAAUUUUUAACAAAUAAUAUUUGUUCAAAAAACCAUACACUACAGUAACCUUUAGGGAACCCAUAAAUUUUCAAAAAUCAUUCCCAUAUUUAUUAUCCUCACCAAGCAGUCAAUAUAUUUACACAUUCCAUUUCAAUAUACAGUAUUCCUAUUCCUUUCAUGUUUUUUUCAGUUUCUUUCGUCUCCCUCAAAAAUAGAUUGUUAUCUCAUUUUCGCUUUGUUUUCUUCUUCUUCUUUACAUUUCACAAAUUUCUUUCCUCACCUAACACAAAUACUGUAGAGACACGACAAAGUGGAACAAAUUAGCAAAAAUCGAUGAAAAAUUAGGUCGCUGGAAAAUGUGCUCUGAUGAGAAAUUGGGUACUGUAUGAGGGAAAAGUGUGUGUUGAUACGGUGACGCAAAAAUGCAUCCAAGUUGUUUUUUAAUUUUGGAGCUGAAAUUUCAGAUUUUGAGCAUUUCUUUGGGGAAUUGAAGAUUUUAGUGGAUUUUUAGCGAAGUUUUCAACCUUGAAAUCUAUCUUUUACCAGAAAAUUUGAAACGGAUCGAUUUUUGGUGACAAUUAGUUUUACACCUCAAAAACUUGAAAUAUCAAUUUUAAAAAAUCUCAUCCUAGUCUUCGAAAAAUUUCGAACAUUCCCUAAACCUAGAUUCUGCCUCAAAAAUCAAUCAAUAAAUUCGGUUUUUUCUAGAGCACUCAAAAACGAACCGGCGUAUCAUGUGUAAAUUGCAAAACGAACACAACAACACUUUGGCGACGAAAUGGUUCCGGAGAGCCAGUUUGUAAUGCAUGUGGAUUAUAUUAUAAGCUGCAUCAGGUAAAUCAUUUAACCUUCAAUAUUUAUGUUUUGUUAUUUUUUCCAAUCCUUUCGCUACCCCGAUAAAUAUCGCAACACACCAAUUAAUUGCGCAACAGUUUUUCGCCUCUUUUAGCGCACCUUAAAUCUUUUCCGACUCUUUAAUUGCAAGGCGGGCGGGAAGAGGAAUCAUAACAAACCGAGAUUUUAUCUAAUCCGUUUUUUCGGUUACAGGUUGAACGACCAUUGACGAUGAAAAAAGAGGGAAUUCAGACGAGAAAUCGAAAAUUGACAACAAAAGGAGGAAAACGAGAAGGAUCGCCGAUGGGAAAAAUGGAUUUGGAUACAUCUGUAAAUGCAGCUGCUGCGGCCACUGUUUGGGGAAUGAAGGUAAAUUUAGAAGGGGCUUUUGGGGAUUCAGAAAUUCAUAAAUAAAAUCAGAAGUUUCGAAAAAUUUAAAUUCUAAAUCAGUUUCAAAAAUUCAUCAAUUUUUUUUCCAGACUUCAACAACACAACCAAUGUUAAUGACAUCAUCAGGAGGAUAUCCAUUCGCCACAAAUAAUUUCUAUUUCACCCCACAAAUCGAUGAUUCAUCAAUUCCAAUCAUGGAUUUCUCAUCAAAUCUUCAGAAAUAG